AUGCACGACAGCAUCUCGCCCAGAGUCACUAUACCACGCAGAAGGAUGAUGGCGUCCCGAUCUCGUGCAGCAGCCGCAGCAGCAGCAGCAGCAGCAGCUGCUGCUGCUGCAGCGGAGCAGCAGCUGGGUUUGUUUGCUGCUGCGCUUGCUGCCUGGAUUGAGAGGAACUGGCACCGAGUCGAUGCUGCUGUGCAGCAGCUGCUGCUGCACUCCUUUGGCGAGUCUCUGGGGCUGCAGCAGCUGCUGCUGCAUGCAAUAGAAUACCAGCCUGUACACAAGCAGCAGCAGCAGCAGCAACCGCAGCAGCAGCAGCAGCAGCAGCAGCAGCAGGCUGCGAGGCAGCAGCUGCUGCUGCUGCUGCGGUGGAAGCGGCGUCUAGGACUGCAACGUGUUGCUGCUCUGUUUGCUGCUGUUGGGUCGCAGCUGCUGCUGCUGCCUGCUGCAGAGAGAGCAGCAGCAGCAGCAGAUGUGCUGAUAGCCAUGCAGCGGCUGCAGCUAGACGAGCGCGAGGCUGCUGCUGCUGCUGCACUUCAGGCUGCUGGCAUUGGACACAGCAGCAGCAGCAGCAGCAGCAGCAGCAGAAGCAAGAAAGGCAAGAGCAGCAAGAGCAGCAGCAGCAAAAGCAGCAGCAGCAGCAACAAAAGCAACAACGAGAAAACUGUGGGUGCACAGCCGUCAGCUUUGCUGCUGCAGCAUCUGCUGCAGCUGUUAGCUGCUGCUGACCCUGUAGAGCCGAAUCAAGAAAAGCAGCAGCAGCAGCAGCAGCAGCAGCAGGAACAGCAGCAGCAACAACAGCAAUCGCAGCAGCAGCAACAGCAGGAGACGCAGCAAUCGCUUUGGGGUCUGCUGGAGAUGAGAACAGCGGCUCGUGCUGCAGUUGCUGCAAAGGAGUUGCUGCAGCAGCAGCUGCAGCAGCAGCAGCAGCAACAGCAGCAGCAGCAGCAGCAAAUAUCCAGUGAAUCUGCAGCAGAGCUGCUGCAGCCUGCAAUCUCUGACUUGCUGCAGAGAUUGGCUGCUGCUGAUCUUCCUGCUGCAGUACCUGCUGCUGCUGCUGCUGCUGCAGCAACUGGCCGCACCUCGUCUGCUGCAGCUCUGACUGCUGCUGCUGCAGCGCUGCUGCGGCUUCGGCCCUUCAUGUCUCAGGAGAAAGCAGCAGCAGCAACAGCAGCAGCGCAGCAAGUGUUGCUGCGGCUGUGCAGCAACGCCACAAUGAAGCAGCAGCAAGAGCAGCAGCAAGAGCAGCAGCAACUGCAGCAGCAGGAGCAGCAGCAAGCGACAUCUGUCGCGAUUACAGCAGCAGGUCUGCUUCGUGAAUUGCCGCUGCUGCUGCACCGAGGAUCUGCUGCUGCUGCAGCAGCUGCUGCUGCUGCAGCUCCAACAUCUAUGGUGUUGCUGCUGUCUCCGGAUAGCAGCAGCAUCUUUGCUGCUGCAUCUAAGCUGCUGCGCGACGCCUGCAGCUAUAUUCAUCUGCUGCCUUGGGGGCCGCUGCUGUCUCUUUCUCAUGCUGCUGCUGCGGUGGCAGUGCAUGCAGCAGCAGCAGUUGCUGCUGGUCCUGCAGCAGCAACAGCAGCAGCAGCAGCAAAUGCAGGCGAGGCACUGACAGCAGCUGCUGCGCUGCUGCGAGUCUCCUGCAGCACGAUGCAACUACCCGCUGCUGUUGCUGCUCCUGCUGCUGUUGCUGCUGCUGCUGCUGCUGCUCCUGCAGUGUUUGCUGCAGCGCCCUUGGGAAAGCUGUUGGCUGCUGUCGAGAAGCUGCGGCCCGUAGCAGCAGCAGCAGCAGCAGCAGCAGCAUCAACAGCAGCAGCAACAGCAGCAGCAACAGCAGCAGCAACAGCAGCAGGACUGAAUAAGGCGCUCAUUGAUAUCGAUGCAGCCCGCAGCAGUUUGUCUGCUGCAGCGCAGCAGCUGGCGCUGAGCCCUGCUGGAGCAGAAGCAGCAGCAGCAGCAGCAACAGCAGCAGCAGCAGCAGCAGCAGCAGAAGCACCACCAGAAGCAGGGGGAGAAGAAGAUGCAGGCAUUGGGGACCUCGGGUCGUUUGGUGCUGCUGCAGCUGACGCUGCUGCAGCAGCAACUGAUGCUGCAGCAGCAGCAGCUGGAGAGCUAUGGAAGGCAGCAACGCAUGCGCUGCAGCAGCAGGCUGCAGCAGUAGCAGCAGCAGAUGCAUUAGAAUGGUGUGUUGCUGCUGCAGCUGCCAGCAGCACUGGCUUACUGCCGCAGCGCCCUGAAGCAGCAGCAGCACGGGCAGCAGCAGCACCAGCAGCAGCAGCAGCAAAAGCAGAAAAACCUGCUGCUGCUGCUGCUGCUGCUGCUGCUUGGCAUAGCCUGCAGCGCGCGCUGCGGCUCUGGGAGACUCCGCGGGCACCGCGGUUUGCUGCUGCUCUCAGCCUCAUGAGCAGCAGCAGCUAUGCUGCUGCUGCUCCUGCUGCUGCUCCUGCUGCUGCUGCUGCUGCUCCUGCUGCUGCUCCUGCUGCUGCUGCUGCUGCUGCAGAAAGCACGGGUGAGACUUUGUCUCAGGAGGGAGCAGCAACAGCAACGGAAGCAGCAGCAGCAGCAGCAGCAGCAGCAACGACAAGAGCGACAGCAGCAGACAAGAGAAAAUCCCUUAACAAGGACGCUGUGCUGCUCUGGCUGGCUGCAGAGCUGCUGGCAGCAGAAACACAGCAGCAGCAGCAGCAGCAGCAGCAGCAGCAGCAGCAGCAGCAGCAGCAGCAGCAGCAGCCAGACAAAACGUUAACGGAUGCUCGCAGACAGUUGCUGCAGGCCCUUCUAUCGAUGGCUCGUGCUGCAGCACCCAAGUAA
This is a messenger RNA of Eimeria mitis, 2799 nucleotides long. RefSeq lists its product as uncharacterized. Bases 1 to 2799 code for a protein of 932 amino acids. Lineage: Eukaryota; Apicomplexa; Conoidasida; Eucoccidiorida; Eimeriidae. The record is from RefSeq and is a predicted model, not a curated record. The transcript is spliced from 2 exons. Gene Ontology annotation, cellular component: nucleus.